Messenger RNA from Papaver somniferum (opium poppy), 817 nucleotides. RefSeq names its product histone H2A variant 1. NCBI's taxonomy places the organism in Eukaryota, Viridiplantae, Streptophyta, Magnoliopsida, Ranunculales, Papaveraceae. Gene Ontology annotation, molecular function: structural constituent of chromatin; protein heterodimerization activity; DNA binding. Gene Ontology annotation, cellular component: nucleosome. The transcript is spliced from 3 exons. The record is from RefSeq and is a predicted model, not a curated record. Bases 140 to 544 code for a protein of 134 amino acids.
UCUGGCGAUUUAAAGAGACCCUAACCCAAUAUUGUAGAUCUCUGUUUGACUCUUCUCUCUCUCUCACUCUCUCUAUCAUUUCCAAUAUCCAACCUUUCAGUUCUUGAGUUCUGUCUCCGACUUCUUCACUAACCCAGAAAUGGCAGGAAAAGGUGGAAAGGGUCUUUUGGCUGCAAAGACAACAGCAGCAAACAAGGACAAAGACAAGAAGAAGCCAGUAUCUAGGUCUUCUCGUGCUGGUAUUCAGUUUCCUGUUGGCCGUAUCCACAGGCAUUUGAAGCUUAGGAUUGCAGCUCAUGGGCGAGUUGGGGCUACUGCUGCAGUCUAUGCGGCAGCAAUUCUCGAGUAUUUGACAGCAGAAGUACUAGAACUUGCUGGAAAUGCAAGUAAGGAUCUGAAAGUGAAGCGUAUUACUCCAAGGCAUCUCCAGUUGGCCAUUAGAGGUGACGAAGAACUUGAUACUUUGAUCAAGGGAACCAUCGCUGGUGGUGGUGUUAUUCCUCACAUCCACAAGUCUCUCAUUAACAAGGCCACCAAAGAAUGAAAAACUAGGGUUCCCACUAGGGUUUCCUGUAAGUUUAAUGUCUUUCUCUGGUCUCUUAUUUUACUUUCUGCCAAUUAGGGACUUGGUGUUGGUUGUACCUUGUAAGUCUUAAAUGUGUUGGUGGGGCUUGAUUAGACAUAGUAGUGUUCAUACUAGUUUCAAUUUCUUGAACCACUUCAUCUUCUUUCCUUGCUUUCUAACUUAGAUUGGAUCUGCUUAAUGAACUAGUGAUUGUUGACUAAAUCUGUUAUUUCCUUUGGAUUGCAUCUUUUA